UAAUUAAGAACAACUUGUGCCGAUGUCGAGGAUUAUCUCUGUCGGAAUAUUAAAUGGAAAGUUAAGUAGUUUCUAGAACGGAGAAUAUGGCGGUUGAGUUUCAUGCCUCGUCCAUUUAUACGAAAACGAAGCGAUCGAUGGAUGUUUGCUUUGCUGAUUUAUUGAUUUUUCGUAUUCGAGACUCGAGAGAAACAGUUUUAUCGCUUGGGAAUGAAACGAGAAGGAUAAAAUUUCCGUUGAGGAUUUCGAUGGUAUGUCCUUUCAUCAAGGAUGUCUGGGAGAAAACUAAAUACAUAGGUAAUCCUAAUUGCGACCGAAUGGACAAGCCACGAUGAGAAAGAAGAAUAUAAGAGCUUUAAAACCGAGACAGUCUUUGCUUCGAGACAAUAGCCGGCUGCUGCUGUGCUCUCAGAUUUUUCUCUUCACCGACAGCUUUUUCUUUCAUCUUUCUGAAACACCGACUGAAUCCGGAACAGAGUCGCCGUUAUGAGGCGCGUACCGUGGACCUCGGUGUUUCUCCGAGUACUUUUGCUGAUUUCGUUGCUUUCCUCGACUCAAUCCGCCUCGACGAGAUCCCGGGGGAAGAAGAAGAUCGCCAAGGAAACCAAAGAAAUAAACGUUUGCGAAAUCGAGGAUCAAGACACGCCAAUCUAUUGCUACUGCAACAAUAACGCCGUCAGAAACGCAACGGAGGCGAAAUGUUUGGUCCUGAGAUCGUUCAACUCGAACGAUCCGACGUGGGACUACUUUGGCUCGCAAAUCUACCUGGAGGAGCUGACCUUCAACGUCAAGAUGCUCAACGGUCUAGAAACUCUAGAGUACAUCCCCACUCAGCUGUUGCGACGUCUCAAGAACCUGCGGAAAAUCACCUUUCACUAUGCGAAAAUCGACCAGCUGCCAGAGUACGCGUUUUCGAAUCUCUCGACAAUCGCGUACAUCGACUUGAACAAAAAUUCCAUCUCCUCGUUGAGGAUGCACGCGUUCGAAAACAUGACAAAUCUGACGGUCGUUGCUUUGAACGAAAAUCGGAUCACCGAGAUUAACAGGGACACGUUUGUCGAUUUGCCGUCGCUAAAGAGACUCCUCCUCUCUCACAAUAACAUCAGCACACUGCACGACAAAGCGUUCAAGCACCUGAUCACUCUGGAGGAGUUGGAGCUAUCCGACAAUCGAAUACAGGUGAUCACCGGUGAUAGUUUUCACAGUUUGAGAAAUCUGCUUCGACUAGACCUUCGAAACAAUUUAAUCGACAUGAUCGGCGACCGAACUUUCAUCGAGAUGCCGUCCCUGCGAGAUCUCGAGCUGGAUUCGAACAAGAUCGUAUACAUCUCGGAGAAAGCGCUCCAAGGGCUGAAAAAUCUGAGAAAACUUAGUCUUAGCGACAACAAGCUGAUCACUCUUGAGCCGGACUUUCUGGCCGGAGCACCGGGUGUUUACUUUCUGGACCUCAGGGAUAAUCAGCUCAAGACGAUAACCUUCGAUAACGUCAAACCGAUCGUGAGCAACAUGUACAACAGUACCAGCCACUUGUUCUUAAACGGCAAUAAUCUAAUUUGCGACUGCAAACUGGCAUGGAUCUGGGCUUUAAGAAACGAAACAAAGAAUAGAAAGCUGCGGGACGCCUUGGAAAAGCUCACUUGUUUCUUGGAGAGCAAUAACGCAUCGCGGAAGAUCAACAAUGCGGACCAUGAAUGGAACGAAGCUCUCGAGAUUGCACGACAUUCACCAAAGGAAUAUCUGACCGAGAACAUCAGAACCGGCAAGUUCGAUACCGACAACGCCUACUUGGGCGACGAGUACGAGAGCGAAGAUGGCUACGAGGAUACGAAUUCCGAUUCUCAACCAAAAGUGCAGGUGAUAGAAGGCAAGUCGAUGCAAGUAAGGAAUUUGUUCGAGUUAAAAAUGGAAGAGCUUCCGUGUCCGGAGCCCUCGAGGGAGGAUCUAAUGGCCUCCGAACAACCCUCGAGUCGCCACGAGAACGCUCCCGUGGGCUCAUCGGGUUCCAUCUGGUUUUCAUCUACGGCAAAGUCUAUCCAUCUCGACUUGCCCGUUUUCGCAUACACCUUUGUCCUUCUGCUGGCGCGGCCGAUGCUCUUCAUCUUUACGUAGAGGCAGUUCGAGCUCCACUCGCUGGACGAUCCGAUAAGCGAAUCGGAAGUAUGGCCCAUGGCCGAGAACAAAGACAAGGACGAUUCGCGAUAUCUCGAUAUACGUGCAUAAUCGAGCCUGUAUGCUGCACGCUCGCGUAUGAAUAAUAAUAGAUUUAUACAACAUGUGUCGUUGCGUACGCUUGCAGCGCACCGCGCGCCGUGUUCCAACUUUGAGGAAAGACCUUCGACUCGUUUACGUUGUCUUUGUUCCCGUUUCAUAUUUCGCGUACACUGUACAGUACUCAGUGUAGAGUGUAGAGUGUAGAGUGUAGAGUGUGGUGUGUAGAGUCAGUCAGCCUUAUAGACGAGUUUGCGGCAAUUUCUAGCCGCGUGUAUCGUAUCGGUGUUCGCGAGGCUAUCAUAAUAUCGUUCUCCUCGAAACAAGUUUCGCCAAUCGAGACGGAAGGGAAGUUGGCCGGGAGGCGAUCCCACGCGAGCCUUAGUCAAUUCCCCGUGCAAUCAUGCCGGUUUUAUCGGUAACCAGAUUGUCAUAGUUCCAGCUCGAGGAGUUUCAGAGUUUGUCGAGUUUCUCGCCUAAACGCACAAAAUAUUCGUAUCGAGCGAUACGACUAUUUGUAUAAAUUAUUACUAUUAUCGAUAUAUAAUACGUGUUUCUCAAAGACUUUGACACGACAUCUAAUAUAUCGUUGGUUUUUCUCAUUCGACUUCCCGCAACCGUUAUCCCUGAAACGUCCAGGUGAACCGAUUAAUAAACACAUGGAGCGUCUAACCCACGCCUGAAAAACGACAAAAGUAGCAAAGAAAUGAUCGAUAAUGUUGAGAUUGUUUGUAAUAGUAUAAACGUUACCAUAUAUAGUAUCGCGAUAUUAAUAGUUUAUAUGAAAAAUCCAACAGCAAAAUUACGUUGCCAGAGAAGAUACCAAGUAUGUACAUCGAUAGAGAAAGUUGAUCGAUCCCAACGAUGUGAAACACGAUUAAAUCAUUGGAAAUGUUAAGAAUGCUCUCUAGUUUUUAAUCUAAUCUGCGAUUUUAAGCAGCGUGUUAUCGAGACGACAAGAGUUGAUCGCUUGCGCACAACUUUUUUUACUCUGCUCUAUUCGCGUAUCGUAAAUAACGUGUACGCGGGCUGCGACGCGACGCAACUCCAUUGGCGGUUUCUUUUCGAGAAAUGUCUCAAAAACAAUCUCGAAGAUCAUUCGAUAUCGAACAUAGCUAGUCUAAUCGAAAUUUGGACCGCAGCUUUCGAGUAAUUUCUAAUGCUAAAAUUAAUCACAUUUAUAACCACGCAAUAUCAUGAAUUAUACAUUCCUGAAAAUUUCGUAACAGCCCGCGGCUCGUGCCAAUUUAGCCUAAGUAAGAUAUCGUCAUCGUCAUUGUCAUCGUCAUCGUCAUCGUCAUCGUCAUCGUCAUCGUCAUUGUCCUUCAUCGACUUUGUGUACUUGAUCAUUCGAGCGUCCUGUACGAUCGUAUUCUCUAGCACGACGUUUGGUGUUAAUCAAGACGCACGCAUGCGUACAGAAGGAAACAAACAAAAGCACUAGGUAGACAGAUAGAUAGACAGAUAGAUAGAUAGAUAGAUAGAUAGAUAGAUAGAUAGAUAGA
This is a messenger RNA of Hylaeus anthracinus, 3713 nucleotides long. It is a transcript of the gene Con, whose product is annotated as connectin. NCBI's taxonomy places the organism in Eukaryota, Metazoa, Arthropoda, Insecta, Hymenoptera, Colletidae. Gene Ontology annotation, molecular function: protein binding. Bases 487 to 2109 code for a protein of 540 amino acids. The transcript has 6 exons. The record is from RefSeq and is a predicted model, not a curated record.